Molecule: messenger RNA, 465 nt
Organism: Cladophialophora yegresii CBS 114405
Lineage: Eukaryota; Fungi; Ascomycota; Eurotiomycetes; Chaetothyriales; Herpotrichiellaceae
Product: peptidylprolyl isomerase
Exons: 2
Coding region: 1-465 (154 amino acids)
Molecular function (GO): RNA binding
Source: RefSeq, a predicted model, not a curated record
AUGGCCGAGGCGUCAACUCGUCCAAACAGUACCAUCUACGUUGGCGGGCUCGACACCACUCUUGUCACCGCCGCAACCCUAUCCGAAGCAUUUAUUCCUUUCGGCGACAUCACAGACAUUACGCUACCCAAGCCCGAAGCACCGUCCUCAACGGAACUGCACCGUGGCUUCGGAUACGUUGAGUUUGAGGAUGCCGCCGAUGCGGCAGAAGCGAUCAAUAACAUGGACCAAAGUGAACUCUAUGGACGGGUGAUCAAGGUUGCCAUGGCAAAGCCUGAUCGCAAGGAGACGGGCCAGCCUGGCUUGGGAAGUACGACUGCUAUCUGGGAACAGGCGAGUUAUCUGGCGAAGUAUGGUGCUGCAAGCGAGGACAAAGCUGCUGUCGAACAAUUGAAGAAUGAGCGGCCUGCAGAUCCUAUGGAUGGCUUAGAGGGUCUUGAUGUCGCAGGGCCAAAGCCAGAGUGA